Messenger RNA from Eriocheir sinensis (Chinese mitten crab), 1086 nucleotides. RefSeq lists its product as uncharacterized. NCBI's taxonomy places the organism in Eukaryota, Metazoa, Arthropoda, Malacostraca, Decapoda, Varunidae. Bases 1 to 1053 code for a protein of 350 amino acids. The record is from RefSeq and is a predicted model, not a curated record. The transcript is spliced from 3 exons.
AUGGGCCUGGCGUGUCUUGGGGUGAUGGCGGGGCGUGUGGCUGUGGCGGCGGUGCUCCUGCUGCAUCUUGGAGGCGCCCACGGCACCAGGGACUGUGAGGAUCUUCAUGGAGUGGUGGUCGUUAGUGAAGGAGGGAAGGAGACAAUUUGUAAGGAGAAAAGAGAAUUAGGAAGAUAUAGUGAGUCGACAACAGUGUACGUGAAGCCGGGAGAUGACUUCAAGGGAGUUAGUCUUGUAGUGACACAAGCAUUUCUCUCUGCACCAAGUCAAAUACUAGCUUGGUUUGGCCUUGACAGGUGUUACAGCAACAACAAGUGGAUCAAACUGAAGGUGGAUGUGGAAGGACCGAAUAGAUGGAACCAAAUUCUGCAUUUCACCCUAACCAUUGAAGGAUACAGAGGAAGAUGCACGAGGCAACAAUCAUGGAACAAAUUCAUCACUGGCCUUAGUAUUGUGGCUCACGGCUCUUCCAGCUGGACAAGCACAGCCACAGAAACGGGCGGCAGAUGUCUCGGUCCAACACAAUUCACGAACCUGCAGAAGCCACGCACCUGCAGGGAUCCGCCGCGCCCUACCAGAACCACCACCACCACCACAAAAAGAGCACCUCCAGUUACUACCACCACCACCACCACAACAACAACAACAACAGCACCUCCAGUUACUACCACCACCAACACAACCACCACAACAACAACAGCACCUCCAGUGGUGAUAGCGGUGCCGAUAGCGGUGGUGGUGGCGGUGAUCCUGGCCAUUGUGGUGUGUGUGACCUACCGGAGGCGACGGCGUGGACAGGGAGAGGGGCAGGGUGAGUAUGUGUGUGUGUGUGUGUGUGUGUGUGUGUGUGUGUGUGUGUGUGUGUGUGUGUGUGUGUGUGUGUGUGUGUGUGUGUGUGUGUGUGUGUGUGUGUGUGUGUGUGUGUGUGUGUGUGUGUGUGUGUGUGUGUGUGUGUGUGUGUGUGUGUGUGUGUGUGUGUGUGUGUGUGUGUGUGUGUGUGUGUGUGUGUGCGUGUGUGUGUGUGUGUGUGUGUGUAGGUGUGGGUGUGCUUAAUUUCUUCCCUAAAGCCACCUGAGUGGCGCGAGU